AGACAAAGCAACGAGGUAUCCUGCUUCCCCAAGCCAGAUGCCUUCAACCCGUGCGAGGACAUCAUGAGCUCCACCUAUCUGCACGUGUUCAUCUGGCUCAUCAGCAUGUUGGCGAUCGCUGGCAACCUGCUGGUGCUAGCCGCGCUGCUGAGCAGCCCCAACAAGCUGACCGUGCCACGCUUCCUCAGGUGUAACCUGGCCUUCGCUGACCUCUGCAUUGGUGUCUACCUGCUGAUCAUCGCCGCCAUGGACACCCACACUCGCUCGCAAUACUACAACUACGGGAUCGAUUGGCAGGCAGGGCCCGGAUGCACCGUUGCCGGCUUCAUCAGCGUCUUUGCCAGGGAGCUGUCGGUCUACACGUUCACAGUGGUCGCUCUUCAGAGGUGGUACACCAUGUCUGCGCUCCAAGCGGCCCAACGCGUCCGGCUGUGGCACGCUUGUGCCGUCAUGACCGUCGGCUGGGUCUUCGCCUUGCUGGCCGCCGUGCUCCCUGUGGUCGGGGUUAGCAGCUACUCCAAAGUGAGCAUCUGCCUGCCGAUGGACGUGGAGACGACAGGAGCUCAGGUGUACGUGGUGGGGCUGCUGCUACUGAACGUCCUGGGCAUCCUGGUAGUGUGCAUCUGCCACCUACGCAUCUACCUGGCUCUGCGCAAUCUCAGCUUUAUUCCAGCCGGUGCCGACAUCGACGUGGCGAAGCGGAUGUCUGUGCUCAUCUUCACCAACUUCCUCUGCAUGGCUCCCAUCCCCUUCUUCGCAAUCUGUGACGCGCUCAAGCUACCCCUCAUCACCAUGUCCCACGCCAAGGUGCUGCUGGUGUUCGUCUACCACAUCAACUCGUGCGCCAACCCCUUCCUCUACGUCUUCUGUACCAAGAGCUUCAAGAGGGACGUCUUCAUCCUGGCCAGCCGCUUUGGAUGCUUCAAAGCCAGAGCGCAGAUGUACCGCGCCGAGAUGUCUUCACCCUAGAACAGAGUCUUGGUGCCCACCUCCAAUGAUACCAUCUUCUCUCUGGAGCCAAUUAACCAUAUCCACUGAGCUUAUUCAUUGAAUUUAGUUUUUUCAGUAUUCAGUAGUUUUACAUUUAUUCAUUUAGCUGGUGCUUUUCACCAAAGCAACUUAGAAUGUUAAGGUUACAACUACAAGCUCAU
Messenger RNA from Scleropages formosus (Asian bonytongue), 1151 nucleotides. RefSeq names its product follicle-stimulating hormone receptor-like. NCBI's taxonomy places the organism in Eukaryota, Metazoa, Chordata, Actinopteri, Osteoglossiformes, Osteoglossidae. Gene Ontology annotation, cellular component: plasma membrane. Gene Ontology annotation, biological process: male gonad development; follicle-stimulating hormone signaling pathway; activation of adenylate cyclase activity. The record is from RefSeq and is a predicted model, not a curated record. Bases 64 to 969 code for a protein of 301 amino acids. Gene Ontology annotation, molecular function: follicle-stimulating hormone receptor activity; G protein-coupled peptide receptor activity. The transcript has a single exon.